Molecule: messenger RNA, 807 nt
Organism: Didymosphaeria variabile
Lineage: Eukaryota; Fungi; Ascomycota; Dothideomycetes; Pleosporales; Didymosphaeriaceae
Product: ferrioxamine B transporter
Exons: 1
Coding region: 1-807 (268 amino acids)
Biological process (GO): transmembrane transport
Molecular function (GO): transmembrane transporter activity
Source: RefSeq, a predicted model, not a curated record
AUGGGGUUUCUCUAUCAUCUGGCAUACUAUGCGCAACACACGUACCUCUAUAUCGGGCUGAGAAUUAGAUACGACGAAGAGAAAGACAGCGCCAUACGUAUCGUCGGCCUUUACACUUUCACUUCCACAUUGGUCGGGCUCUUCUUCGGUGUCAUCAUCAGCAUAACCCGAGACCUCAGGUGGUAUCUUCGUUUUGGUGCGAUAUUCUACCUUGUCUCCUUCGUGGUCCAGUACACUCGCCCGAGCGGCGUAGAUAAUAUCAGUCAUCUCGCUGUCACCUCAUCUCAAUUACUUUUGGGCAUCGCUGGCGGGCUUUUCCCGUUUCCAGCCAUGGCCUUCGUUCAAGGAGCGCGAGACCACACGCAACUGUCUACACUCAUCGGCGCCUACAUGACGGCGUGCCGAAUUGGAGGUGGUAUCGGGCAAUUGCUUGCCGGCGCGAUCUGGACAAACGCACUGCGACCUAGGCUUCACGAAUAUCUCGGACAAAUGAUGACUGAUUUUCAGAUCGAAAUGGUAUACGCCAAUCCCGGGGAUGUCGACGCACCCUCAGGUUCACCACUCCGCAUGGCCAUUGUAGGAGCCUUUGUCGAAAGUCACCGCUAUCUAUGCGCUGUUGGCAUCGUCGCAUCAACGCUCUUGAUCAUACUGGCUUUCCUGAUACGAGAUGCAUCACUUGAAGUACCACAGGACGAUGAAGGAACGGAACUCGGGUCACUUUCCCCGGAAAGUACGCAGCACAAAGCAGCGUUGGAGACAGCGACGCCGCGCCCGCUUCGUCCCAGCCGCUUUCCGAUACUCAUGUGA